ACACAAUUACUCACGUAAAUAUAAUCUCACAAUUGUUUUAUAAGGAAUCAAACUAGUUACACUUCCAUUUCCUUCAAAUACUUAGGCUUGGAGAAGACAAUUAAUUGUAUAGGUUGUGUUGGAAAACAAGUGAAAAGGAAAAAUGAAGGACGCAGAUGUGUCAAGGCAGAUCCAGCAGAUGAUUAGAUUCAUCCGCCAAGAGGCUGAGGAAAAAGCUAAUGAAAUAUCUGUUGCUGCUGAAGAGGAAUUCAAUAUUGAGAAAUUGCAAUUACUUGAAGCUGAAAAAAGAAAGAUCAGGCAAGAGUAUGAUCGAAAAGCCAAGCAAAUUGAUGUUCGUAGAAAAAUUGAAUACUCAACGCAACUCAAUGCAUCUCGGAUAAAAGUGCUUCAAGCGCAAGAUGAUGCAAUCAAUUCUAUGAAGGAUGCUGCUAGGAAGGCACUUUUACGUGUCUCAAAUGAUAAAAAAGUAUAUAGAAAACUCAUUAAAGACAUGAUUGUUCAGGGUUUACUACGCUUGAGGGAACCAUCUGUACUAAUAAGAUGCAGAGAAGGUGAUCGAAAGAUAGUUGAGUCAUUGUUAGAGGAAGUAAAAAAAGAAUACACAGAGAAAUCCAAAGUGCAAGCCCCUAAUAUCACCCUUGAUGAUCGUGUUUUCCUCCCACCUCCUCCUAAGAAUGGUGCCGUGGAUUCCCAUGAACCUUCAUGCUCUGGAGGAGUAGUGUUGGCCUCAGAGGAUGGGAAGAUUGUGUUAGAGAACACCCUUGAUGCACGUUUGGAUGUCAUUUUUCGUCAGAAAUUGCCUGAGGUAAGGAAGCACCUGUUAAGUUGAAUAACGUACUGCAAUUUGAAUUUUCACUUUAUGUUAGCGAAUGGAAGAACAAGACAUUGUCACCCCUAUGAGUAUGGUCAUAAGCAAAUGACCCUCCCUUUUGUUUUUAUUUUACAUUAUUUUAUUUUUAUCUAAGACCAAAAUUUAUUUACUUUUUCUUCCUUUUUUUGUUAUUUUUAAUUUUAAUAAGCUAUACCAGUGGAAGAUAUUUCAUUAAUGCUUCCACUACAUUUUAUUCUCAUCAAACAUAAAUAAAAUAGACAAUUUAAACUUUGGC
Cajanus cajan (pigeon pea) is the source of this 1106-nucleotide messenger RNA. Its product is annotated as V-type proton ATPase subunit E2. The record is from RefSeq and is a predicted model, not a curated record. NCBI's taxonomy places the organism in Eukaryota, Viridiplantae, Streptophyta, Magnoliopsida, Fabales, Fabaceae. Gene Ontology annotation, biological process: proton transmembrane transport. Gene Ontology annotation, molecular function: proton-transporting ATPase activity, rotational mechanism. Gene Ontology annotation, cellular component: proton-transporting two-sector ATPase complex, catalytic domain.